Molecule: messenger RNA, 855 nt
Organism: Pteropus alecto (black flying fox)
Lineage: Eukaryota; Metazoa; Chordata; Mammalia; Chiroptera; Pteropodidae
Product: vascular endothelial growth factor B
Exons: 5
Coding region: 105-548 (147 amino acids)
Biological process (GO): vascular endothelial growth factor receptor signaling pathway; vascular endothelial growth factor signaling pathway; positive regulation of angiogenesis
Cellular component (GO): membrane
Molecular function (GO): growth factor activity; vascular endothelial growth factor receptor 1 binding; chemoattractant activity
Source: RefSeq, a predicted model, not a curated record
ACUUACCCCUUGUACAUCUGUCCCCAGUAGUGUCAUGGAUAGAUGUGUAUGCUCGUGCCACCUGCCAGCCGCGGGAGGUGGUAGUGCCUCUGACUGUGGAGCUCAUGGGCACUGUGGCCAAGCAGCUGGUGCCCAGCUGUGUGACUGUGCAGCGCUGCGGUGGCUGCUGCCCUGACGACGGCCUGGAGUGCGUGCCUACUGGGCAGCACCAAGUCCGGAUGCAGAUUCUCAUGAUUCGGUACCCGAGCAGUCAGCUGGGGGAAAUGUCUCUGGAAGAACACAGCCAGUGUGAAUGCAGACCAAAAAAAAAAGAGAGUGCUGUGAAGCCAGACAGGGCUGCCACUCCCCACCACCGUCCCCAGCCCCGCUCCGUUCAGGGCUGGGACUCUGCCCCCGGAGCAUCCUCCCCAGCUGACAUCACCCAUCCCACUCCAGCCCCAGGCCCCUCUGCCCACGCUGCACCCAGCGCCGCCAGCGCCCUGACCCCAGGACCUGCCGCUGCCGCUGCCGACGCCGCAGCUUCCUCCGUUGCCAAGGGCGGGGCUUAGAGCUCAACCCAGACACCUGCAGCGUCUGCUGGCACUGGGAUCCGCAUAAACAAGGCUUACAUUCUAACGCGGGAGUCCAACACAAAGACAUAUGACGCCGGCAGAGGCUAUGAAGUCCUGUGGUAAGGGGCACUUGACAUCUUCUUUGAGGGGUUGGAGAUAUCCUGGAGGAGGUGACAUCUGCCUGGAGUAAAAAUGAGAGAGACAGCUUUCCAAUGUGCAAGGCUCUGGGCCUUCCCAGAAGCUCCUGUGGUAGACGUUUGUCCCACUUUAUGGACUCUGAGAGGCCAGGGGACCUAGUGUAACU